AUGGACAUUCCAGUUGACCCGUUUAUUCUCGCCAACGACGGAGAUUGGAUGAUUGGAGAAUUGCAGUCCAUGUACCCGGAAAACCAGUUCACCGCAUUGCAGACGAGUUGUCCGUAUCCUGACCCUCCCAUCGCUCUGUGCGACACAAGUGUUUACACCCCCGGUUCCAACGCGCAGGCCGAAAGGCAGGAUAGCAGUUCUCGAUCGGUCAGCCCACACGACCAAGGACAUACGCCAAUCUCAUAUGACUACGCCGAAGCUAACGUUCCGUCGCGCGAUAGCCCGCCGGAGCCCUCCACCGGCAGUCAGCGGUCGAAACUAGGCAAGCGAAAACCGCAACGGUCGGAUGAACUGCCAUCAAAACGGGCUCGACAUACUAUAUCCGGCCCAAAGGAAGAUACAUCGUAUUCAGCACUUCGUACUCAUUAUUUGACUGCAUCCCUCGACGAACAGCUGCAGUUUCUCAGUUGGCUAUUCCAAGGCGCAGCAUCGCGCAGCUCCGUUGAAUCGGAUCCAGAAACAUCGACGGAAAAAGAUGAGAGGCCAGCAGGUGAGAUGGAUCAUCCAUCCAGUCGCCUUGAGCACCGUGGAGCCUCCAGGAGAGGCAAGAAGUGGUCCGAUAAGGAGAAGGCCUUCUUGCAGGAGCUAAGAAGUGAUAAGAGCAAAUCCUGGUCAGAAGUGGCCAGAGAGUUCUCGAUGGAAUUUCCGGGCAGAAGUAGGGGCUCGAUGCAGGUACAGUGGUCUACAAAGUGGAAGACUUAA
Aspergillus luchuensis is the source of this 762-nucleotide messenger RNA. RefSeq lists its product as uncharacterized. Lineage: Eukaryota; Fungi; Ascomycota; Eurotiomycetes; Eurotiales; Aspergillaceae. The transcript has a single exon. The record is from RefSeq and is a predicted model, not a curated record. The coding region runs from base 1 to 762 and encodes 253 amino acids.